UAUACACCAUCUCUCUAGUGCUGAGUAUAUAAAUAAUAAUAAUAAUAAUCGAUGUUGCUAUACUUAACAUGCAUAACCUAUUAAAAAGCCAUCAAUGACAAUAAGCGAAAGUAUACAGACCUAGGCAAAUGAAAUGAAGAGAAUGUGGAAUUUAGAUGACGUCACAGUAGUACCAAUUGUACUGUCUACUACGGGACUUAUACCGAAGGAUCUUCAUAGAAGUAUUGAAAUACUAGGACUGCAACCAAAUAUUUUUAAGCUACUACAGAAAGCUGUUAUAUUGAUCAUCAUCCGAAUAAUGCGACGAUUCUUAAGCCAAGAAUAG
This is a messenger RNA of Acanthoscelides obtectus, 325 nucleotides long. NCBI's taxonomy places the organism in Eukaryota, Metazoa, Arthropoda, Insecta, Coleoptera, Chrysomelidae. The record is from the annotation of a GenBank genome assembly.